Messenger RNA from Ustilaginoidea virens, 1443 nucleotides. RefSeq lists its product as uncharacterized. Gene Ontology annotation, molecular function: sterol binding. The coding region runs from base 1 to 1443 and encodes 480 amino acids. Lineage: Eukaryota; Fungi; Ascomycota; Sordariomycetes; Hypocreales; Clavicipitaceae. Gene Ontology annotation, cellular component: membrane; cortical endoplasmic reticulum; cytosol. The transcript is spliced from 7 exons. The record is from RefSeq and is a predicted model, not a curated record.
AUGUCUAACUGGUUCGCGCAACCCAAAGGCAGCAACCAUUCCUCCGCUGAUGAGGGGAGAGGUGUCGGCGAGUCUGAUCAAGACACCCAGGUCAUGGAGCCUGACCAGGGCAAUGUCCUCUCCCACAUCAUCUCCCAGCUGCGGCCGGGUGCCGACCUCAGUCGAGUCGUGCUACCAACCUUUAUUCUCGAACCUCGAAGCAUGCUGGAGAGGAUAACAAACUUCAUGUGUCAUCCAGAGAUGCUCCUCGACGUCCCCAAUAUUGACGACCCCGUCCAACGCUUCGUUUCCGUCGUCAAGUUCUACCUUAGCGGAUGGCAUAUCCGACCUCCAGGUGUCAAGAAGCCGUUAAAUCCCAUUCUUGGUGAAAUCUUCACCUGCUAUUGGGACCUCGACGUCAACAAGAGAGCCUACUACAUCUCGGAACAGACGUCCCAUCACCCUCCCAAGUCGAGCUACUUCUACAUGGCUCCACACUACCACAUCCGGAUUGACGGUACAUUAAAGCCAAGAAGCAGGUUCCUCGGCAACUCGGCAGCCAGCCUCAUGGAGGGUGUCGCUUACCUGGCCUUUCUGAACCGAGGCCAGAACAGGGAUACGGGUGAACAAUACAUCUUGACACAACCCAACAUGUAUGCUCGAGGACUCCUAUUUGGGAAAAUGAAGUACGAGUUGGGCGAUCACAGCGUAGUUCGAUGCCCCGAGCUAGACUUGACUGCCGACAUUGAGUUUAAAACCAAGGGCUGGGUGAGCGGGACAUACAAUGCCAUCGGAGGAGUAAUCAAGAUCGAGAGCACUGGCGAGGUUCUAUACGAGCUGUCGGGUCUUUGGAGCGACGACAUGUUUAUCAAGGAUGUAAAGACCGGCCACAAAGACAUGUUCUUCAACGCCACCACCUCCAAGCCGAGUCCCCCCAAAGUCCGGCCGUUGGCCGAGCAGGAGGAGCGUGAAUCUCAGAAGUUGUGGCUAUCCACCGCCAAGGCCGUCAAGGAGAGAAACCACGAGCUAGCCACCCAGGAGAAGACCAGGAUUGAAGACCGGCAGAGAGAAGAAGCUGCCAAGAGAGCGCAAGAUGGCGUAGAAUGGCAUCCUCGACUAUUCCGGCGCGUCAAGUCCAGUGAUGGCGUUGGGGACGAUCUAGAGUGGAUCAUUCACAGUACAGUCGAUCCACGUGCUUCCCUCGAAGAACAGACGAGGCAGUUGCUCUCCAUUUACCCCGUUGUCGACGGGCAAACGUUGGACGGUGAUCUCGCCAUCCCGCCCAGGAAAGGAACCAGCCAAACGGACGAUGGGGCAAGAAAAGAAGGCCAUCUUAUUGGCAUGGACGGAAAGCUAGCCACGGUGCAAGAUGCGACCAAGCGAGAGCCCGAUGAGAUUGAGAGCUUGCUCAGCUCCACCGGAAAACCUGCUCAGGGACCGCUGAUCGACUUUGGCGACGAAUGA